Mesorhabditis spiculigera is the source of this 237-nucleotide messenger RNA. Lineage: Eukaryota; Metazoa; Nematoda; Chromadorea; Rhabditida; Rhabditidae. The record is from the annotation of a GenBank genome assembly.
AUGCCAAAGAUCCUGAUCCUGCUAUGUCUGCUGGCCAUUCUUGCGGCCGUCACUGCAGCUGAGCUUGCGGAACCCAAUGCUGAAAACUCAACCUCGCUGUCAGGGGCCGGCGGCUUCCUGCGCGCGUUGCGGCUGAAAAGAGGCGCGCUUUGCUGGAACAGCAUGAGGACCGCGUGCUGCGGAAAGAAGGGCUGCAAAGCGGACGGGUGCACGUGGGUGAUGUGCACAUUGUGCUGU